GCGAGAAGUGCUGUGCUGCCCUCCCUUGUCUCUGAUUUGCACCAUUAGCAGUGUUUUGUAGUCAGAUGACAAACUUGCACAGGCUCAAAAACUAACAGGGUAAUUCACACACAACCCAAAGAAGGUGGUUAAUGUUCAGGUGGGUUGGUAACCUGGAUCAUGACCUACCUUGAAGCUGGGUUGUUUGAAUGCUAACAGUGUCACACAGGAGGGUGGGAGAGUCACCUAGCUGGGAGGUAGGGUGGGUCUGCUGUAGACCUAAUGUAAAUUUACUUAAGGUGCUGCAGAGUUAUUUGUGGUCUUGCACUUGCUUUUAUACUUGAACUCUUACACUGUACUAAAACUGAUUCUGCACUCAGACUUGCACAAAGGAUGUGCCUUACUGUUAUCUGUUGUGUGCCACAACCUUAAUCUUCAGUGAAUAUGUACCUCAACAGUAUGCUCAGGCCUCUCAACUGUUGUACCCCUGUGACCUCUGCAAGCAGCACUCAGUGUUCGCACAGACACCGAAGAUGGCUGUGACCUGUGUUUGGCUGGCCAGUCAUAGCCUGGUGUCCUCUGGUUGCUGCUGGUAAAUUAACUUAGUCUGUGCAGCUUGUUUUUCCAGUGGCAUGAUUAACAAUGACUGGUUUAUACGCUCAUUACUAAAUCUUAUGAGAAGGCUUUUCUAUACUAGUCCUGACACAGCUCAGGGUGCCAUUUAUGGGUUUUGUGAUUAGCAUAGCUUGUGCAAAGAGAAAUGCCUCAGAGUGUUCCUCAGGGAUGUGCUUUAGUAUCUGUUUCCAUUUGGGUUUUGACUACAUUCAGCUAAUACUAUGAAGAUAAUUUCUGUCUUCGUCUUCAUAAUUUGAAACAAAAUUGAUUGUGUGUUAUAUGGUCCUUAACGUGGUAACACUCUACUGGCCAAGGCCAAAAGCUGAGUAAUUUAUAGUGGCAGCAAAUGAAAGGCAGUAAACAAAUUUAGUUUAUUCUGUCCUUAUGUCUUGUACCUUUAGGAAAUUAGGCUGUGCAUCUGUUCUCACUGGUUGUCAGAUGUCAGAAAAUCUACCUGGGAGGUUUCUCUUGAGGGACAAAUCUUUAGGAGGCCACAGGUCAUGAAACUGGUCACAGGUCUCUUACUAAUGGAAAAUUGUUUGUGUAACAAUUCUCUGCAAAAGUCUUGCCCAUGGUAGUUGCAGCUGUUAUGAUUUCAGCUGUGUAGAUAAUGCUGUAGGGCAAUUUCUCCCUUUGUGCAGGUUGCUGAAGAGCUACAGGAGGACAGAAACCCCAUCUGUUUUAACAGAAAUGUUUGAGCUUUAGGAUACAAACAUACAUAAAUGUGGAAUUAUGUUCCAAGCACAAACUUGAUUUUGAGUUUGCUGGGAUCUGCAGUAAUACAGUUCUGUUAUUUUGUGGGUUUUGUUUAUUUUUAGGAGUACCAGAAGAUGCUUCAGUGGUGAUACCUCUUUCACAAUGCAAGUUAUGAAUGAAAUUCAUUAACUAACAUCCCUUCCUCACCCUGAUCUCCAAUAGACUUCCUGUAACACUUGGAAGAAAGGGUCAGGGGAGAAGGGUCACCAUGAAGCUAAAGCAGCGAGUUGUGCUGCUGGCCAUCCUCCUUGUCAUCUUCAUUUUCACAAAAGUUUUCCUCAUUGACAACUUGGACACCUCAGCUGCCAACCGGGAAGACCAGCGCGCCUUUCACCGUAUGAUGGCAAGCCUCCAUGUAGAACUGGACCCCCGACUUGACCAUACGUUGCAGUCCCCUUGGGAGAUUGCAGCCCAGUGGGUGGUGCCCCGGGAGGUGUAUCCUGAAGACACACCUGAGCUUGGGGCUGUUAUGCAUGCCAUGACAACCAAGAAAAUAAUAAAAGCUGAUGUGGGAUACAAAGGGACCCAACUGAAAGCUUUGCUAAUCCUUGAAGGAGGACAGAAGGUUGUCUUCAAACCCAAGAGAUAUGCCAGGGAUUAUGUAGUGGAAGGAGAACCGUAUGCUGGCUAUGACAGACACAAUGCAGAAGUGGCAGCUUUUCACUUGGACAGAAUUCUGGGUUUUCGACGAGCUCCGCUGGUGGUUGGCAGGUUUGUGAACUUACGUACAGAGAUCAAACCAGUAGCCACAGAGCAGCUUCUGGGUACCUUCAUGACUGUGGGUAAUAACACUUGCUUCUAUGGGAAGUGCUACUAUUGUCGGGAAACAGAACCAGCUUGUGCAGAUGGUGACAUCAUGGAGGGGUCAGUGACCCUGUGGCUUCCAGAUGUCUGGCCUCUUCAGAAACAUCGGCACCCAUGGGGCAGGACUUACCGUGAAGGCAAACUUGCCAGGUGGGAGUAUGAUGAAAGCUAUUGUGAUGCUGUGAAGAAGACUUCACCAUAUGACUCGGGCCCUCGUCUCCUUGAUAUCAUUGACACUGCUAUCUUUGACUAUUUGAUUGGGAAUGCUGACAGGCAUCACUAUGAGAGUUUUCAGGAUGAUGAAGGAGCCAGUAUGCUCAUCCUCUUGGAUAAUGCCAAAAGCUUUGGAAAUCCUGCCCUGGAUGAAAGAAGCAUCUUGGCUCCUCUUUAUCAGUGCUGCAUCAUCCGGGUUUCUACCUGGAACAGACUUAAUUACCUGAAAAAUGGAGCAUUGAAGUCUGCCUUAAAAACUGCUAUGUCGCAUGACCCCAUCUCACCAGUGCUUUCUGACCCUCAUCUGGAUGCCCUAGACCAGCGGCUUCUCAGCAUUCUGGCUACAGUGAAGCAGUGCACAGACCAGUUUGGGCCAGAUGUUGUGCUGGUGGAAGACAGGAUGACUCUGUCUCAUUUGUAAUUGUAGUGGAACACAGAUGAAACUCCUUUUUUUACAAACAAACGGAAAAGUGAUAGAAAAACAGCACAAUCAGUUCAGAAAGGCUGCGGCCAAGAUGGACUGAAAUGAACAGGAAAGCUUCCUAGACAGAGAAACAGAGGUGACACUAGCUUUUACCUUGGGCUGACAGCAGUGAGAGGUGGGAAGUUGGAGCCUUGGAUAGCUCAGUACUUGUAAUGGCAUGUCGGUCAUUGUGGUGUGUGUCCAUUGCCGGCAGUGGGCAUUGCACUGGCUAAAAGUGGCGCUUGAUGUUGGUGGAAGUGUGUGGAAUACAGACACUAAUUUGUAGACCGAAUCUAGAGGGAACAAAUGGAGAUGAACAGUACGAUCCUCUGCCCUUCUCUUCCCCACAUAUACUCUUGCGAGUUUUUGUCUGAUUCAGGGUUGUACGUAAUCAGCUGUGAGCUGGUUAGGCAUUUUACUGCUUCUUUAGAGAAAGAGGAAGUGGUGAAUAAAUUAUUAGACUGAAGAGUUGUGCCACCCCGCCACUGGGGAUGGGAUGUUCUUCUGAAUGCCAUCAGGGGUGGGAGAGGGGAUCUCUGCUGCUCAGUUGUCUUUUCCUUGGUAAAAGGCUGAGAAAGAGGUUUGCCUCAUGUGAUAAUGCUUCGGUGCUUUUGCUGAAGUCCUAUCAAAGAUUUAUCCACAGGGAUGGAGAUAGAGGGGAGGACAGGGUGGUUAUACAGCACUUGGUAAUUAAGGGGUUAUAGUAAGUUUUCAUGUGUCCUGUCACUGUUCUCCAUUUUUAUGGAAUCUGGCAAGGUCUGGGUAGAGAAAAUAUCAUUGCAGUCCUGUGCCCAUAUUAACCAAAUUUUCAUUAUAUUGUAGCAAAGAAGGAUGACGGAUUCUGUCCUCGGAAGCAGGUUCUAUUUAGUGAGGUCAUGCUGCUUUUACUGUAGGCCCUAUUUAAUGUGGGGAGUCUGUGUGUGUUGUACUGGAGAAGGAGAGGUGUACUGCUAAACUUCCCCAGUAACCAACAGCCAUGGGCAAGGCCCUGAAGAGUGGAGAGAACCAUGAGCCAUGGUCUUCAUAUGGAGAGAGCUUCCUCCUGCUUGAUGUUAUAACCACAGCUCAGUGCUGCUGUUGUGUGGAACACCAGCAGUUUUUCAGUCUCACUGUUUAGCUGGUCUGGCUUGUGGCUAAGCUCUGAAGCUGUGAGCACUUCCAGAAAGUUUUCUGCCUUCCUGCAACUACUACUGCAAUGUUCUGACUGGGGUAGUCACCCCCAGGUCCUCGCUCCUAAUGACUCUGCCCUAGAUAGGGAGAGAGAGCUAGUGUAAUUUGGCUUUUGGGGCAGACUUGUAGCUCUCAUCUAGUGCUAGUGCUGUCAUCUUUCAGCACUGUGUCAGCUUGCACUGUGGAUAAGCUUGUGGGUGCAAAACCUGUCACACAUGUGGUAGGUCUGAAUCUGUCUCUCCAGAAGGGAAUCAGUUUUAUCAUUACACUCCCAAAUUUAACAGCUUUGCAUCAGUUUUCAGUUUAUACAGUGUGGUCCUUAGAAGUAAGGAAAGAGCUCACUUCCCAAAGUGAUUAUGUAUUAUUGGACUUGGGAGCAAGAGCAGCAAAAUGUCAGUUUAAGAAUUUUUCCUUGAUUUGCCUGUCAAAACCUUUCUAACUCUGUGGUAGUUUCUGGGGCAGAUAAAGAGCUGUUUCUGUUCUUGCACCUGCUGCUGUACCUGAUCAAAGAAGUAUAAGUGAGUUUAUUUUUUAAAUGCAGUUUUAUUUUGUUGGAGUCUUUCUGUCAUUGCAUGAGCAGAGUAUCUUGAAAGUAGAAUGCAAUUGUUAAACUGAAUUUUAUUUUCUUCUAGAACUGUUCUGGACUUGGCCAUAUCGCACACGCACCUGAGAGCCGGGAUGGGAUCUGGAGUUAUUUGUGUUACCAGUCAGGACUGUAAUGCACAGACAGCUUUUAGGACACUGGUGUUAAGCUAGUGCCUGUUUAUUGUUGUACUUAAUAACAUAACGUGCUUUGGAAGCCAUGGUCCUUCAGUGAGGACCUACCAGUGUGGAUUGUGCCUUGCAGUUUUCCUUAGGGCAGAAGUGAGCAUGCCUAGCUGAUGGUGAGUGUGGGCAGGAGCCAUGCAGAGAUUGUCCUGGGCCCUCGCUGGCUUAGCUGGCCUGUCACUUCACUGCCCAUUAGAUUUCAGUGGUUGAGUGAGACAUUUGUGGGAAGGACUGUGGGCAGCAGUGAGGUGGUUAGUGAAUGCUUUUAUUCUAAAGCAGAACAGGUUCAUACUGAGGCAUUUUGGCAUAAAGUCUUUCCCAGGAAAUUUAAGUUGAUUUACAUAAAGAGUAGAUGGUGAAGCACAUGGUAAUGGCUUGUAGCAUUAUUAAAAGUAUGUUCUUCUCUUUGAGCUUAAUCAUGAGCACUUAAUAUUUUGGAAAAGAUCUACCAAAAUUCGAUGUUUUGAUUUCUGUGUGAUCACUCUUGAUCGUUUACAUUUGAUUUAAUAAUGGAUUCCAAAAAAAGUCUUUCUGUCUUUAUGAAAUUAAAUUGGUGUUCAGGACUUACGUAUUGUUUCUUCACAGGGCUCUAAGCUGAAGCUAUUGCUGUUAGAUGGAACCUGGGGAUAAGUUUAUCCCCAGUAUGAAUGUCAAAGAUUUAAAGCAGUGUGUUGGUUUACUUGAACAAAGGGCGUGAAGUCCGGCAUCAUCAGUAGGAGGAAGCAAGAAAUGGUUGCUUUUUUGCUUUUUUUCUUUUUUUUUGUCAUAUUGAUGCUUCUGGCCCCUGUAAACACCACUGGAGAAUGGUGUUCUGAAGCAGGAAAAAAGAAUAAAUUCCUCUCUUACCCAGAAUCAGGAAGAUCUGAUUUUAGCCUUGUGAUAAUCUCUGGCAUUUUGGCAGUGAUUUGUUCAAAUACAGAACCCUGAGAAAUAAGCAGCAGCAUCCACAUGUGAAAAGGGUCUGCUUGAAUCUCUGAAAAAGUGUCAUUUGUGAGGCAGGUGCUAUGCUCUGUUGAUGAGGUUUUCAUGACACCUUCUAAUUCUUGUUCACUGUGCACACUGUCAUCUGCUGGCUCCAGAUGUUACAAAACGAUUGUGUUGUGGAUAUUAGUAAUAUAGGAGCGCUUGAAGCACAGAAAUCAAGAACUAAUUAAAAAGAGAGCAUCAUCAGCCAUCUGCUAUUUAUCUCCUCCUUACGAAGUCAGCAGUCAGGCUGGAGGAGACACGGAAGCCUGCUCCUCUUCCAGCAGCUAAUGAACUGGAGUGUGUCAUGCCAAACAAACUUCAACUGAAAAAAUACUAAUUUAUUAAGAAGGUAAUUUAUUUGCUGUGGCGGCUGGAGCAAGAUGCUCAAAACAGACACCCCUCUUGGAGCUGUCAGAGGAUUGCCCCUGGGAGCAGCUGCAGAAAUGGAGGUUGCUAAUAAGAAAACAGAAUGCAAUCGUGACUUUCUACUUGUAUCCCCCAGGGUCAGAUUCCACAUAAAGCGACAUUGUGUGAAUAAAGAUUUUAAUAAAGCAA
This is a messenger RNA of Pezoporus flaviventris, 6289 nucleotides long. RefSeq names its product FAM20B glycosaminoglycan xylosylkinase (gene FAM20B). The coding region runs from base 1559 to 2788 and encodes 409 amino acids. Gene Ontology annotation, biological process: protein phosphorylation. NCBI's taxonomy places the organism in Eukaryota, Metazoa, Chordata, Aves, Psittaciformes, Psittacidae. Gene Ontology annotation, cellular component: Golgi apparatus. Gene Ontology annotation, molecular function: phosphotransferase activity, alcohol group as acceptor. The transcript has 7 exons. The record is from RefSeq and is a predicted model, not a curated record.